AUGGCUUCGUCUUCGAACAAUCAGCUCUGUCCGGAUUGGGUAUUUCUCAACCUUUCCAACGUUCACGUCGCUAAAGAUCGUGAUUGGUUCACUUCUUACACUCCAUUCGAAUCUACGCUUGCAUCUCUGUAUGGUGGAUCAAACAUGCGCAUCCUCGGCAUCGGUACCGUUCACAUCCCCGUCAAGCAAACCCCGAACAGUACUUCCACCACGCUAUGGAGACUUGAAGACGUCCUACAUGUCCCUGAUUUCGUCUGCAAUGCGCUUGGCGCACCUCUCGUCGAUAAAUAUGGUUACACCUUUAUAUGGGGAGGAGACAAAACAAGUAAGGGCACCAUCCGCAACGACUUGGACCAACAGAUUGCAUAUUUCCUUGCUAAACGACCGCUAUAUGUUCUCGCAAUCGAAGCCCCAGAGGGCAAGCAGCUAGGACCGCCCGUCAUUGUGGAAGGCAAAAACUGGAUGAUCAACUGCCGCUGGGAGGAUACAGAGAGGAAGAAGUGGGAAGACUAUCGGGAUGCCCAGAAGAACGAGGCGGUCGAUGCUAGAGAGGAUGGCGUAAACAGUGGGUACACAGAUGCAGAGAAAGACUUCGCGAAGCAGCACUGGGGUAGCGAAUACAAGUUUCUCACGGUCCACGGACUGAGCAUCUACAAAGAAGAGGACCGCGAGCAGGGUCGUAUUAUCUUGAGAACGCUUAUAAGCAACGAGGAGUAG
Molecule: messenger RNA, 717 nt
Organism: Didymosphaeria variabile
Lineage: Eukaryota; Fungi; Ascomycota; Dothideomycetes; Pleosporales; Didymosphaeriaceae
Exons: 2
Coding region: 1-717 (238 amino acids)
Source: RefSeq, a predicted model, not a curated record